AUGGAGACACCGACUGUGCCCAUCAACUUUGUGCCUGCAAAGGCCGGUGAGACGUUCAAGGGGACAUUGCGCUUCCACGCCCUCAACGGUCAGACCGUCGACGCAAAGCUGGGCGACUACGUGACGGUGCCGCCGCGGUCGCCGCACACCUUUAGCAACCCGUACGACCAGGAAGCCAAGUUCUUCAACACGUACACGCCGGCGUUUUAUAUCAACUACUUCCGCCUCCUGGCCACGAUGAACGAGCAGGGCAAGCCCAUGAACCCCGAGGCAAAUCGCAAGGCUAUGGCUUAUUUCGCCACGAUUGGCGUCGCCGAUGACGAGAUGCAGAUGGACAAAAAACAGUUUUACGGCGAUGCCGAUCCGUCAAAGAAAUAG
This is a messenger RNA of Fonsecaea nubica, 378 nucleotides long. RefSeq lists its product as hypothetical. The coding region runs from base 1 to 378 and encodes 125 amino acids. NCBI's taxonomy places the organism in Eukaryota, Fungi, Ascomycota, Eurotiomycetes, Chaetothyriales, Herpotrichiellaceae. The record is from RefSeq and is a predicted model, not a curated record. The transcript is spliced from 3 exons.